AUGGGAGAGCUCCUCAAAAACAGUGGCGAAUUUAUGUUGGCAAGGUAUGAAGAAGUCGCCAACAGCACACUUAAAUUCAAGGACGACAAAGACAAGAAUAUAUGCCUGGCUGUUGUGUCACUGAUCCCUAGACUGGCAGACUUCUGCCCAGAGCGGUUCAUGGCAGAGCAUUUCGGCUCCUGUAUGGAGCACCUGCUGAAGAUGGCCGGCCCCAAGAUGUGGAAUAGUGCCUCAGACCAGGGGGUCGUGUUCCUGGCACUGAAGGGGAUUGUUGAGGCGCUCCAUAGGCACAAUGAGACGAAGGAACUGUCAGGCUGGCUCCCAAAGAUUGUGGAACGGUUGUCUGAGACGAUUUCGGGCCAAAAGAAAGAGAGGAAAGACAGUCCAUGCAAGGAAGCACUUGAGUGUGAGGGCUCCCUGGCAGAGGCCUUUGGCCAAGAUUGGAAGGACUAUGCGGAAGACCUUCUUGUGCCAUCAGUGCUGACCGGAGUGUCUGAUGCAUUGGCAGAAACAUUGCACAAAACUGUUGAGGCACUCCCAGGAAUGGCAGAGCAGGCUAGGGAGCUGCUCUUGAAUGCUUUGGCCUUGGUGUUGGUAGGACAACCUUUCAGAUCUGAUGCUGCUGAGAACACACUUCGCCAGCUCAGGACGGAAGUGGUGAAAAUAAACACAUUGGAAGAGCAUGAAAGCUUGGUGAUCACAGCUCUGCACAUUUUGAGCACGUUCGACUUUGGCGACUGCUCCCUCCUGACAUUUGUGUCCAACCAUAUCAUCAAGCUGGUGAGGAAGAAUCAAGAUUGGAAAGUCAGGAAGGCAGCUGCAAAGACCUGCUGUUUGGUGCUGAGGCGGCAUUCUGAGACUGCCGAGAAGGAGAAAGGAGAACCGCCAACACUUGUGCGUCCCAUACCUGACAUCCUACAGCAGCUGGUUCAGACAGCAGUGAGUGACAGGGACGGAUCUGUACGCUGGACAAUCUUCGAUCUGUUUCUUGGCAGCCAGAGCUUGGACAGGGCACUUGCGCAGCCCAGCUGUUUGGUGCAGCUGUUCCCUGGUCUUGGAGACAGCAACUUGGCUGUGCGUGCAAUGGCCAUCAGGCUGAUUGGCAGGCUGGGGGUGCAUGAGCCUGAGCUUGUGGAACCUGUGCUUGGGGCUUUGCUGGGCCAAUUGUUGCAGCAGCUUGAGUUCAGCCCUGUGGGCGAAUUCCGGCAAGACAGUGCAAGGUUGCUUGGCAUGCUGAUUGAAUCGGCCCCCUACGUGGUGCUUUCUCACAGCAGCCUGGAGCAGAUCUGUAAGGUGCUCACCUGUCUAUUGGAAGAUGAAGGGAAUAAGGCCUCCAAUCGGCUGCUGCUACCCCAGACCGCAGCGGUACCAGAGGGUGUGCACUGGACGGCAGGAAACGGCGUCAUAACGACUGUCCUUGAGACUGCAGGCACGCUUGCUGAACAUGCAAGCAGGCAUCUGGUUGAUGCUGGCAUAAUGGACAAGUUGUGCAGCCUUGUUGUUGAUGCCAUCAGGGACAAGGACUGCCAGAACAAACAGGUUCAGGCGGUGAAGACACUUGGGAAGAUCGUGGCCAAUACAGGGGAUGUGGUGCAUUCCUACCACAAAGCCCCUUGGCUGCUGCCACAGCUGCUGGACAUGCUGCAAGUGGACGAUCCAUCAGUGCGGCGAGAGGUGGUGAAGCUGAUGGGCAUCAUCUGCGCCCUGGACCCAAGCAUGCACAAGAAAAUACAGGCAAAGGCAUCGGGAGAGGGGCGACUGGAGCUGGAAGGGGUCAGGCCAAUAAGACGAGGGCAGGACCCAGGCCUGUCAGAGUCCACCAGCUAUGAUCGGAGUAGAGUGCUGGGCUGGGGGGGAAGCAGCCUUGACACCAAUGCCGUGGAGCUCCUGCCUGCUCCUGGCAUCGCGCCCAACAGCGAGGAAUCUUACUCGAUCAUAGCAAUGAAUGCGCUGCUGCGCAUUCUCAAACAGCCAGCCAUGGUGAUGUACCACAGGGAUGUGGUGAGAACACUGGGAACAAUAACUAAUUCCCUAUCAAUGUCCUCAGUCCCAUACUUAAAGAAGCUCAUACCCAAAUGGUGCAAGGCCAUUGACUCUGGGGACACUGAACUCAAAGUCUACAUACUGGAACAAUUCAUCCGGCUUGUGAAAGUGGUAAAGCAGCACAUGCGCCGGUUCCUGGAGCAAAUCAUGAAUGUUGUGGAAGGUUUGUGGGUGCCAUCCUGUUCCAAGAAACUCCUUCUGUCUAUGCUGAAGCUGAUUACUGAACUGGCAGGUGUGUGCCGGGAUGACAUGAAGCGCCAUUUGUGCUGGCUUGCCCCCCGGCUGAUCUUGGUUUUAGAGACGAGUGAAUUGAAAGUUCUGGAGAGUGCGCUUCCCAGCAUAUCUGUGUUUGGGAACGCCCUGCAGGGCUACUUUCAUCACCUGCUGCCUGCCAUCUGGAGUCUUCUGAGCCCCCACAGGGUGUCGAAAGUGCCUGUGAGAGUUCAGAGGGAUGUGCUGAAGUGCAUCAGAGCACUGCUGCCUCAUCUGCACGUUCCAGAACUGGGUGCAGGGUUGAUGUUGCCCAUCAUCAGCUUGAUACAGAAUACCAAUCAGUCUCAGAAGCUCAUGGGCGAGGUCAUGGACAUUGUCUGUGCUAUGGCGAUGACUGUUGGGCCUGAUGGCAAGGUGUUCUUUGACAGCAUCAAAGAGGCAAUGGCACAGCAGGGAAUCGAGCACUGCCAAUUUGAAUGUCUGACAGGCUACCUCCAACAGUCCGAUGCCGCACCCUGUGACCCAGACAUGCCAUGGGAUGUUGGAGCAACUUGGCGGGAGGAUUAUGAGCCAGCUGUUCCUGAGCCUCCAGAUGACACCCCAGGGGCUUCCCCGCAGCGUUUCAACCUUGAUGAAAGGGACAUGGGAGUCGCCUGGGACACAGCGCACCGCUACACGAAAGACGAUUGGGCUGAGUGGAUGCGCCAGCUGUCACUUCGUCUCCUGAGUUCCUCGCCGUCACCUGCCUUGCGGGCUUGCAAAGAGUUUGCACAGAUGAUUCCUGGCAUGGCCAAGGACCUAUUUCCAGCAAGCUUCAUAUCCUGCUGGUCCGAACUGAGCGACUCGAUGCAGCAGCAGUUGGUGCGCUCCCUGGAGGCUGCCCUUGCAAGCCCCACCAUACCACCAGAGAUAAUCACAUCGCUGCUGAACCUGGCAGAGUUGAUGGAACAUGACAGGUCACAGCUGCCUCUUGACACACGGACCCUGGGUGCUCUGGCGUCCAAGUGCCAGGCCUUUGCCAAGGCCCUGCACUACAAGGAAGUGGAAUUCCAGGAAAGUCCUAAGACUGCAGUAGAAGCUAUUCUGGCCAUCUACAGUCAACUACGUCAACCUGAGGCUGCUGAUGGCAUGUUGAAAUACGCACGGGAACAUCUCCAGAUGGAGUUGCGAGAGUCUUGGUAUGAAAAAUUGCACAAGUGGGACAAGGCAAAGGAGCAAUAUGAGAGAAAGAUGCAAGUUGCUCACUCUGGCACCCUGGCGCACGUUGAUGCAACACUGGGCUGCAUGAGGUGCUAUGGUGCCCUUUGGGAGUGGGAGAACCUCAGCGACUUGUGUGGUCAGCAGUGGGAGAAAUCUGACCCGUUUGUAAGGAAGGAGAUUGUGCCCCUAGUUGCACAGGCUGCAUGGCACAUGGGCCACUGGGAGGACAUGGCAACCUUCCUUGAGGCAGCAGAGCCCCAAAAGGACACACCUGAUGCUGCGACGCGUGCGUUCCUCCAGUCGGUCUCCGCAGUGCAGUCUGAAAACUAUGAGGGCGCUUGGUCCAACAUAGACCGAGCUCGCGAUCUGCUCAGUGCAGACCUGGCAGCUUUGGCCGGAGAGAGCUAUGAACGUGCAUAUGAGUGCAUGGUCCGCCUUCAACAAUUGACAGAGCUAGAAGAAGCCAUUCGCUACAAGCUGGCUGACCUGUUUGCAGAUGGUGACCUGAGGAGACAUCAGAUUCGUGCAGCCUGGCAGUCUCGACUGGAAGGUGUGCAACACCGUUGCGAGGUGUGGGAAAGCCUGUUGAGUGUCCGCAGCCUGGUUGUACCCAUGCAUGAGGACAAGGACACUUGGAUCAAAUUUGCAACAUUGUGUGGCAAACAGGGCAGGCUGGAACAUGCCAAGAGGGUGCUUGUGAACCUCCUGGGAUACAACCCUGAGCAUCUGUCCCUUGGGGACCGUGGCUACGCAUCACAGAGUGGCAUGCCAGACGUGAUGUAUGCGUACAUCAAGCACUUGCAUGCAUCCGGGAAGCGCCAGGAUGCCCACGACAGACUGCAGGAUUUGAUCUGCAAUGAGUUGGAUCCUGUAAGUGGGGAAGAGGAACCGGGUUCACAUGCGUUGGAGGUGCUGGACAAUGCAAGCUCCAGUGGCGAGACCUCAGGAUCUUACUCUCGUCUCCUAGGCCAUGCGUACAUCAAACUGGCCAAGUGGAAGCAUGGUCUUGCUAAUAAGCUGGACGAAUCAACAGUGAAGGUGAUGAUCAUGAUGGUGGACAAGGCAACUCAGCAUGCCCCAGACUGGCCAAAGGUUUGGCGGCAGCUGGCAGUGUACCAUCUGGCCGCAGUUGAGCAUCUUUCUGUCUUGGGCGCCAGAGAGCAGCUGAGACAACAUGUUGCUCCUGCUGUCAAGGGUUUCUUUCAGUCCUUGAGGCUCAGUCAGGAUGAUGCACACUGGAUGGAUUAUGGUGAUGGACCAUCUAAGGACACAUACCAGGACAUCUUGCGGCUGCUCACUCUGUGGUUCACAUAUGGCAAUGCACCAAAUGUGGUGGACGAGCUGAAUGAAGGCUUCAGGACUGUGCGCAUCGAGACCUGGCUUGUUGUGGUGCCACAACUCAUCGCCAGGAUUCACAUGAAGUCGACGCAUAUCCAGAAAUUGAUCCACAUGUUGCUUCUGACAAUCGGCCAGGCCCAUCCCCAAGCACUGUUGUACCCUUUGCUGGUCGGGUGCCAUUCCUCAAGUGAAAACAGGAGGGCUUCUGCUCAUCAUGUGCUGCAUUCAAUGCGCAACUUUGCGCCGGACAUGGUGGCAGACACUGAAUUAGUCAGCCAGCACCUUGUGGAGAUCGCAGUGCUGUGGGAUGAGAAGUGGCAUGAGGGAUUAGAAGAGGCCAGUCGCCUGUACUUUGCCGAUGGUGAUGCUCAGGCGAUGAUUGACAUGAUGAUGCCACUGCACGAAAUGCUCAAUAGCCGUGACCCCCGCACGAACAGCGAACGCCAGUUUAUCAACAACUACGGGUUGCAGCUCAGAGAGGCAUAUCAGCUGCUUCGCAAUUACGAGGCAACGAAGCUGGACACAGCUCUGCAGCGUGCUUGGGACACGUACUACCAUGUUUUCAGGAAGAUCAACAAGGACCUGCACAACAUGUCAGUCCUGCAGCUUAUUGAUGUGGCACCAGAGCUGCUAGACAGGUGCAUGGAUGUUGCUGUUCCUGGCACAUACUCUGCAUUUGCAAAGCAGCAGGUGUGCAUCAUGCGGGUCGUGCCUGAAAUCCAGAUAAUAAAGUCGAAGCAGCGGCCUCGAAAGCUGCGCAUCCAGGGCACCGAUGGUCACGACUACAUGUUCCUGCUGAAGGGGCAUGAAGACUUGCGGCAGGAUGAACGCGUGAUGCAGUUGCUGAGGCUUGUCAACACCAUCCUUGCCAGUGACUACGACACAGCACACAGGGAACUAAGCAUUGCCCGAUACGCAGUGACGCCCCUUUCACCAAAUGUGGGGCUCAUUGGAUGGGUGCCGAACUGCGACACCAUGCACAGCUUGAUUAGGGAGUACCGUGAGGCUAGGGCCAUACCAAUCAACCUCGAGCACCAGCUCAUGAAGAACUUUGCUCCCAACUAUGACAACCUCUCGCUCAUUCAGAAGGUGGAAGUGUUUGAGCACGCUCUUGACAGCACGCCUGGUGACGAUCUCAAAAAGGUGAUGUGGCACAAGAGUCGCAACAGCGAGCAAUGGUUGAAUCAUCGGACAAACUACAUUCGAAGUUGUGCAGUGAUGAGCAUGGUUGGAUAUCUCUUGGGGCUUGGGGACAGGCACCCCAGCAACCUGAUGCUGGACCGCUACACAGGCAAACUGCUGCACAUCGACUUUGGAGAUUGUUUCGAGGCCAGCAUGAACAGAGACAAGUUCCCUGAGAAGGUACCCUUCAGGUUAACCAGGAUGAUGAUUAAGGCCAUGGAGGUGUCUGGCAUUGAGGGGACGUUCAGGACCACCUGUGAGCUAGCGAUGCGCGUCCUCCGAAACGAAAAGCAGAGCCUGAUGGCCAUGCUGGAGGCUUUCGUUCACGACCCGCUCAUUAACUGGCGGCUGGCUUUAAACCACACAGAAGGGGGAGCAGGGGCUGCAGGGGCCGGGCCCGCUCUUGGGGCCGGGGGUCUGGAAGGGGCAGGCGAGGCAGGCGAGGAUGAUGUUGGCCCUGCUGUGAGGAGGGAUGUGCGGGAGCGGGAGCUGCUGAAUGCAUACAACAAGCCAGGCGAUGCCCACGAAAUUCUGAACGCACGUGCCAUCCAAGUCAUCGAACGCAUACAGGCGAAGCUGUCAGGCCGUGACUUCGGCCCACAGACGAGCGACAAGGUGGACAAGCAAGUGGACAGGUUGAUCCAAGAGGCCACCUCCCAUUCUAACCUAUGCCAGGCUUAUAUCGGGUGGUGCCCUUUUUGGUGA
Ostreobium quekettii is the source of this 6681-nucleotide messenger RNA. The record is from the annotation of a GenBank genome assembly. Lineage: Eukaryota; Viridiplantae; Chlorophyta; Ulvophyceae; Bryopsidales; Ostreobiaceae.